AUGAGAUUCUUUAUCUUCAGCCUCAAUCUUACCAUCGUCGCAGCAAUAAUAUUUGCUGCGAUUUCCGAUUCUCGGUCAUUCCACCAAUCCAGGCUGUCAAUUAUUGGUAGAAGAGAUACGGUACCAGAGCACACUGGAUAUCAAUGUGCCUCAACAAAGUACGAGAUGUAUGAAAUCUUGGACGCCAUAGGAAUUGCUUGUCCAAAUCCAAAGCCGAGCAGUAACUUUUGGUACUCCUAUCUGGACUGCGACUUUCCGAAGAUAUUUCCUGAAGCGCAGAAGCUUGGGUUUCCCAGGAAAACCCUGAUGGCACCAAUACGAGGGUCUUUUUGGUUAUAUUUACUCUCGCUCUCUCAUGACAUCUUUGAUAUGAUGUCCAUGUUGUUUUGCCAUUUGAUGUUAAAAUUUGGAGAAGCUAGACACCGUUGA
Blumeria graminis f. sp. triticale is the source of this 429-nucleotide messenger RNA. The record is from the annotation of a GenBank genome assembly. Lineage: Eukaryota; Fungi; Ascomycota; Leotiomycetes; Helotiales; Erysiphaceae.